CUCAUUUAUAUUUCAUAUAUAUAUAUAUAUAUAUAUACACACACACUCAUUCACAUUAAUCGAUUGAAAAUUCUGUUAUUUACCUUUGUAAAAACCCUAGCAUUCAACAAUGGUUCGAGUACUGUUCAUAUGGGAAGAAGAGAAAUUGUCCUGUAUGCAAGCAGACCUGUUCGGAGGCCAAGCAGACCUGUUCGAAGAAUUGAAUCUGUCUGCCGAUUUGUUGAAGGGUUUAUAUGUGGAGAUGAAGUUUGAGAGGCCGAGUAAGAUCCAAACAAUCAGUUUGCCUAUGAUUCUGACCCCUCCUUACAAGCACUUGAUCCCUCAGGCACACAAUGGCUCUGGCAAGACUACUUGUUUCGUGCUUGGCAUGUUGAGCCGUGUUGAUCCCAAACUCACUACUCCUCAGGCGCUCUGUAUCUGCCCUACCCGAGAAUUGGCGAUCCAGAACAUGGAAGUUCUUAAGAAGAUGGGGAAUUAUACAGGAAUUACUUCUGAAUGUGCUAUACCAAUGGAUAGCAGCAAUUAUGUUCCAAUUUCAAAACAAGCACCAGUGACAGCACAAGUAGUGAUUGGCACUCCUGGUACAAUCAAUAAAUGGGUGACAGCAAAGAAAUUGAGCACGAACUAUUUGAAGAUUCUUGUUUUUGAUGAAGCUGACCACAUGUUGGCAGAGGUACUAUCAUACCUCUUAUUGAGAUUAUGUAUGUUUUAUGUGCUUAUGAUAAAACCCAAAAAUUAGUGG
Molecule: messenger RNA, 742 nt
Organism: Camellia sinensis
Lineage: Eukaryota; Viridiplantae; Streptophyta; Magnoliopsida; Ericales; Theaceae
Source: RefSeq, a predicted model, not a curated record